AUGGGUAUCAGCAAAGAGAGGGUUACGCCCAUCAAGGCGAACAUGAAAUGUCUGUUGUUCUGCCUUGCCGUCUCAAUGGCAAAUUGUCAGUAUGGCUUCGACACGGCCACUGUCGGGGGUUUCCAGGCCAUGAUUGGCUUCCUCGAAAUCUUUGGAUAUCGUGACCCCGAUUCCCCGACCGGCUGGGGUAUUGACACGCAGACACAGCAGCUGAUGACCAGUCUGAUCAACGUGGGAACCAUCGCCGGUGUCUUUGUCACGGCCCCUUUUGCCCGCUACUUUGGUCGUCGGGAGGGCAUCUGGGUGGCCUCGAUCAUCAACUUCGUGGCCGCGGGUGUCCAGGUCGGCACGACUUCCAUCGGCGGGCUCUACGCUGGCAGAGCUCUCAUCGGGUUGGCCAACGGAUACUUCAUCACCUUUGCCAACGUCUGGGUUGCCGAGGUAGCCCCAGCCCAUCUUCGUGGCCUGCUGGUCUCUUUCUUCGGAGUCUGGGUCAACAUCGGAAGUGUGCUGGGCGCUGUGGCCAACAACUACUCGAAACAGCAUGUGAAUAAGCUGUGCUACCAGAUCCCGUUGGCGACCAUGUUUGCAGUGCCGUUUCUUCUGAGCAUCUUCAUGUUCUUCAUCCCAGAGUCUCCAAGAUGGCUGCUCGUGCACAACAAACCCGAGCAGGCGAGACGGGCUCUCGAGAAACUUCGAGGCAGUUCUCUAGCGCCCGAGUUCCUGAACGAAGAGUAUGUCGAGAUGGUCCGGGGUAUUGAGGAGGAAAAGGAACUGGCCUCUUCGGCUUCUUACUUUGACAUCUUCAAGGGCACCGACUUGAGGCGGACCAUCAUCUGCUGGGGCACCAUCAUGUCGCACUCGGCCGCCGGGCUCUGGCUCAUCAUCGGCUAUGGCACCUUCUUCUUCCAGAUCGCCGGCGUGGACAAGCCGUUCGAGGCCUCGAUCAUCUCGACUUGCGGUAGCUUCGCCGGUGUGCUCGUGGGUCUCUACUUCACCACAAAGGUCAUUGGGCGUCGCACCUCGAUGCUCUUCGGCUCGGCCAUGGCUUCGCUCUGCAUGCUGGCUAUCGGCGUCGCGUAUGUCACGGGUGGCACGUCGAAGCCCGCUGGGUCGGCCAUCGUUGCCUUCAUGGUCCUCUAUGGAUUCUUCUACAAUGGCUUCUCCGGCACGCUCAGCUGGCCCAUCGCCACCGAGGUCUGCAGCUCACGUCUCCGUGUCCUCACCAUUGGCCUGUGCACGGGCAUCAAUUACUUCUUCAACUGGCUCACGUCUUAUACCGCCCCUUACUUCAUCAAUCCGACCCAAUUGAACUGGGGCGGCAAGUAUGCAUUUAUAUGGGCAGGGUCGAAUUUUUGUGUCUUCCUCUUCUUCUUCUUCCUGCUCCCCGAAAUGAAAGACCGCUCUCUCGAAGAGUUGGACGAGCUCUUCCAGAACCGCGUCUCUGUCCGCGACUUCAAGAAGUACCAGUGCGUGAGCUCUGAGAGGGCACGGGAGGUCGCACUGAAGGAGACUGGCGGUGAUGGGACGAAGACGGAUGUUGUCGUCGAGACGGUUGAGGAUGCUACUGCUGUGGCGGCGUCGAAAGUCUGA
This is a messenger RNA of Fonsecaea pedrosoi CBS 271.37, 1593 nucleotides long. RefSeq lists its product as uncharacterized. Gene Ontology annotation, molecular function: carbohydrate:proton symporter activity. The record is from RefSeq and is a predicted model, not a curated record. The transcript has 5 exons. Gene Ontology annotation, biological process: carbohydrate transport; transmembrane transport. Gene Ontology annotation, cellular component: membrane. Bases 1 to 1593 code for a protein of 530 amino acids. Lineage: Eukaryota; Fungi; Ascomycota; Eurotiomycetes; Chaetothyriales; Herpotrichiellaceae.